GGACUGCAAGAUAAGAGGUGAGGACCGAUUUCGCUGCAUUUCUUUGGGAAUUUUCGCCGCGUUUGUCUGGGAAACAUGAUCGAAUUUGGUCCAGGAGCGACCUCAUCUAUUGUCAACCUGCUGGAUACUCGGUCUCUCACGCGCGCGGUUCUAUUCAGCGCGAAUGAUUUCCACCUGACUUUCCAGAGAAGAUUUUCUUUUAUUUUAUUUGGCCGAUUGCGCUGACUUUUCUUUCGUUUUGGGCCAUUCAGAGUAGUCCAGUCCAGAAACCGCAAUCAUGGGUAUCUCCAGAGAUUCACGCCACAAGCGUUCAGCUACCGGUGCGAAGCGGUCCCACUACCGAAAGAAGAGAGCUUUCGAGAAGGGCCGUCAGCCAGCCAAUACCCGUAUUGGUCCUAAGAGAAUCCACGUUGUCCGCACUCGUGGUGGAAACCAAAAGUUCCGUGCUCUCCGUCUUGAAUCCGGCAACUUUUCAUGGGGAUCCGAGGGAAUCGCUCGUAAAGUCCGUGUGAUCGUUGUCGCCUUCCACCCUUCGAACAACGAACUUGUCCGCACCAACACCCUCACCAAGUCCGCUGUCGUCCAGGUCGACGCUGCUCCUUUCAGAACAUGGUACGAAGCACACUACGGCCAGCCCUUGGGCAGAAGACGCCAGACUAAGGCCGCCGAUGCCGAGGAGGCCAAGAAGUCCAAGAGCGUUGAGAAGAAGCAAGCCGCCCGAUUUGCCGCCCACGGAAAGGUUGAGCCAGCUCUUGAGAGACAGUUCGAGGCCGGUCGUUUGUAUGCGGUUAUUUCUUCUAGACCUGGUCAGAGCGGUCGGGUUGAUGGUUACAUUCUUGAGGGCGAGGAGCUCGCUUUCUACCAACGUGCUAUCAGAAAGUAAAGCACUUUUUGAUGGGGUUUUCGGUCGGAGUUCCUGCAUUUGCAAAAAUUAUGUUGAUGAGCAGUACCAACGCAUGCAUGUUUGUAGAACUCUGGGCUACCUUGAAUUACCAAUCGGAAUGAAAUUUUCUUUUUACUUUUAAUGAACAAAAAGAAAUAAUAUAUUGUUCCCAGAUAAACGAGACCGUUUUGGAAAUGACUCAUUCGGCACUACUUAGAAUCAAGAAACCCGCCCUACCAACGUCAUCAGCCCCAAACUGUAUACAUUCACUAUAUUCUAUGUACUAGUUAUGUUCGGUGGUCAUACGGAGUAGUGAGCCAAGAAA
Coccidioides immitis RS is the source of this 1208-nucleotide messenger RNA. Its product is annotated as 40S ribosomal protein S8. The record is from RefSeq and is a predicted model, not a curated record. Gene Ontology annotation, biological process: maturation of SSU-rRNA from tricistronic rRNA transcript (SSU-rRNA, 5.8S rRNA, LSU-rRNA); translation. Lineage: Eukaryota; Fungi; Ascomycota; Eurotiomycetes; Onygenales; Onygenaceae. The transcript is spliced from 2 exons. Gene Ontology annotation, molecular function: structural constituent of ribosome. Gene Ontology annotation, cellular component: cytosolic small ribosomal subunit; ribosome. Bases 278 to 883 code for a protein of 201 amino acids.